Molecule: messenger RNA, 789 nt
Organism: Arachis duranensis
Lineage: Eukaryota; Viridiplantae; Streptophyta; Magnoliopsida; Fabales; Fabaceae
Exons: 3
Coding region: 1-789 (262 amino acids)
Source: RefSeq, a predicted model, not a curated record
AUGACGGGGUCGGAUCCUUCGACGAGAGAAAGGAUUUUCGGAUUUCUAGUGACGAUAAUCGGAGUGACGCAGCGAAAGUUGUACGCCAAGUUGUCGAAGUGCGAGUUCUGGAAGGAAGAAGUGAAGCUCUUAGGUCAUGUGGUGAGCAAGAGAGGAAUGAUCGCAGAUCCUUAUAAGAGAAGACGGAUGGAGUUGCUAAAGGAUUAUGAUUUUGAACUAAGUUAUCACCCUGGAAAGGCAAAGGUGGUCGUAGGUGCAUUGGGUCAGAAAUCUUUAACAAUUGCUUGGGUGAGAAUCAAGGAAGAGGAGUUAGUGGAUAAGUUUGUGGAUCUUAAGUUGGACAUUGGUGAGGUAGCCGAAAGAGCUUGUUUGAGCCAGUUGCAGAUUUCAAGCACGUUUAAGACGGAGAUUCAGAGGGCUCUGCAAGAUGAGCGGAAGCUUCAGAAGUUGUUGCAACCAGUUAGUGAUAAGAGGUGUGAAGAGUUCACUAAGGAUGGUGAAAGAUUGUGGAGAGAUAAGGGGAAAGUUUGUAAUCAGGAUGUCAGAAGUUUGAGACAAGACUUGUUGUUGGGGGCUCACUAUAGUGGAUUUUCUGUUUAUCCCGGAAGCACGAAGAUGUAUUGUAACUUAAAGAUGUUCUGGUCGCCUGGGAUGAAAGGUGAUGUAGCUACAGUGGCAUCCAAGUGUUUGACGUGUCAGAAGGUGAAGAUAGAGCAUCAGAAGCCGUCAGGAAUGAUACAGCCUCUUGAGAUUCCUCAGUUGAAGUGGACUAUGAUGCGGUUUGGGUGA